Myxozyma melibiosi is the source of this 723-nucleotide messenger RNA. Its product is annotated as ribonuclease H-like domain-containing protein. Gene Ontology annotation, biological process: DNA replication, removal of RNA primer. Bases 1 to 723 code for a protein of 240 amino acids. Gene Ontology annotation, molecular function: RNA-DNA hybrid ribonuclease activity; nucleic acid binding. The transcript is spliced from 3 exons. NCBI's taxonomy places the organism in Eukaryota, Fungi, Ascomycota, Lipomycetes, Lipomycetales, Lipomycetaceae. The record is from RefSeq and is a predicted model, not a curated record.
AUGGUAUACACAUCACUAAAUCUCAUCGACUCACGCAUAUCAAUUAACGCUUCCGAUCCAGGUCAUAACCCGGGUAUCUACCUUGACCGAGAACUAGCCGAGCUCCAACUCGACCUCUACUACCGCGCCGAAGGCCAUCUGUAUGACCGAGGCGAGACGUACUUUGACGAUUUCGAGAGCGUGGGGUAUCUUGGCGCGAAGAAUCCUGCGGACGAUGAGAAAUGCUGGGUUGUGUUUGAAGGGCGCGCGCCGGGUGUUUAUUUCAGGUUGGCGGAUUAUGAGUAUCAAGUAAACGGGUAUAUCGGCAAUCUCUACACUGACGAAGUAGACGAACGAAGCAAACUCGAAGAUCUUUACAAUGAUCAUGUCAAAUCUGAAGAAUCACGCAGGAAAAACUUCAUUGUCGUCUACGCGGACGGCUGCUGUCUGCGCAAUGGUAGACCAGGCGCAAGAGCCGGGGUCGGUGUAUACUACGGUCCGAACGAUUCGAGAAAUUCAGGAAAGCCACUUGACGGUGCUGUUCAGACCAAUCAGAGAGCAGAGUUAGCUGCCGUUCGUCAAGCGUUGGUCGAUAACCCUUCUCAGCCGAUGACGAUCUGCACGGAUUCGCAGUACGCAAUCAACUGCGUCACCGUCUGGGGUGCAAAAAGUGGGAGGCGAACGGGUACAUUAACGCAAGGGGGAAACCGGUCGAAAACAAGGACCUGGUGCGCAGUAUUCUAG